This is a messenger RNA of Raphanus sativus (radish), 3420 nucleotides long. RefSeq lists its product as uncharacterized. Gene Ontology annotation, molecular function: metal ion binding. The transcript has a single exon. The record is from RefSeq and is a predicted model, not a curated record. Bases 117 to 1562 code for a protein of 481 amino acids. Lineage: Eukaryota; Viridiplantae; Streptophyta; Magnoliopsida; Brassicales; Brassicaceae.
CUUGAUCCGGAGCUGGUCUCAAACCUGGUUACCCAAACGUUGCUACUCCAGACAGAACCGGAGCUCAUAUCACUCAUCCAUCAAAUAUUCUCCCUCGUUGUAUCUAUGAAUGCAAAAUGGAAGAAGCUUAUCUCCUUAUGAAUAUAGCUUGUGUGGAGAAACCACGAGUGUUAUCUAUAGACCAACAACCAAAAUGGCGCCACGAGCAUAAGCUUUCUCUCUUUCCGAGACGGGCGGCUUUAUUAACAUGCAACGUCUGUGCCUUGGACGAUUCAAGCUCCCCUAUCUACAUGUGUCCUCCCUGUGACUUCGUCGUCCAUCUGAGAUGUCUCAAACUGCCACGUGUCAUAAGGAUGUCUCGCCAUCUCCAUCGUAUUUAUUUCGUCCCUUCUUUUGGCAAAGGAGAUCGGUCUUGCGGUGUUUGUCGCAAAGAGAUCAACAGCGAUUACGGUGGUUAUUCUUGCAUCAAGGACGGUUGUUCAUAUGCUGCUCAUUCAAAAUGUGCCACACGGAUCAAUGUUUGGGAUGGUGAAGAACUCGAGCACGUGCCGGAAGAAAUUGAAGAAGAAGAAGAGCCUUUUAUGAGGAUAAGCGAUGGAAUCAUACAACAUUUCAGCCAUCAACAACAUCAUCUGCGACUACUUGAUGAAAACAUGGGAAGAGAUUACGACGAGGACAAGCAGUGCCAUGCAUGUAUCACCCCAAUCUAUUUUGGUAACUUCUACUCUUGCAUGCAAUGUGACUUCAUUCUCCACGAAGCAUGUGCAAAUCUUUCUCGCAAAAUACUAAACCCGAUACAUCCACAUCUCCUCAGUCUAUCUCUCGUGGAAAGAAAAGAUAGUGUAUAUGCCAUGUCUUCAUGCAAAGCGUGUCGAAGAUAUUACACAGCUGGUUUCUUCUACGAGUGCACUAAAGGAGAAGAAUGUAAUUUCGAGUUACACGUGCAGUGCGCCACAAUAUCUGAGCCACUGAUCCAUGGAAGUCACAUGCAACCUUUAUUCCUAACAUCAAAACCAGGAGAGGGAAGAACAUGUUCUGUUUGCGAUACUAUAGAGCCGGUUUUCGUAGAGACAUUCAAUUGCAUAGAGUGUGAAUUUUCUCUGUGUUACGGAUGUGCUACUACACCUCAAAAGGUGAGGUACAAGCAUGAUAAACAUGUGCUCAGUCUUGCUUAUGGGGGAAGAGAGGAGACAAAUACCGUGAUGAAUUGGUGCGAACUUUGCGAGAGAAAAAUAGAGCCAAAAGAACGGUUUUAUGCGUGUGAUGACUACUGUUGUGCCACCUUGCACGUCGCAUGUCUGAUUGGGGAGGACUUAUACAUCAAACCAGGUUCAUCGUUUUUUUACUACAGCAAUAUAAAUGUACACGUUCUUCCCAACAAUCAUCAUAUGUCUCGGCCUAUUUGCAACUUCUGUAAUCAGCGUUGUCAGCAGAAAACAGUUUUCCAACGUUCUCGAUCAAUAGUGUGCUGCUUGCUCCAUACGUUGUUUAGGAAAUCUCCAGUCGCAAAUCUUUUUUGCUCAAUGUCAUGCAGAGCGUUUGCUCUAGGGAGAGGAAAAUAGGCCACUGCUUUUGUUGUAAGAUAUAUAUAUAUAUAUAUAUAUUAUAUAAUAUUUGUAUUAUGUUUUAUCUGUCCAGACUCCGGUAUUUGAGAAAUUUUACUCAAAAUAUGUAAUUUGCUUAGCAUUAUUGAUGAUUCUUGAGCUAGUUGUUCUACUUUUUUUUUGUCACAUAUGAUACGAUACUUGAUUGAGCUAAGAUACGGUGACCUUGUCCCCAGCAGCUCCACCUCGAGGCUACUUGCGUGUGCCUUUGCCUUCUUGGGGAUGGUUCUCGUGGGUCAUCUAGUCGAGAAGCGAGAGAGACUGCUCGUUAGAGCUUUUCAUUUGCGUCAGAGCUUCGGACCGACGGAGAUUCUCAAGGAGUUGUAUACCAACAAGCUGAGAUACAAAUGCUACGUCACGUUCCUUAUCGUGGGAGGGUGCAGUGCCGGCUCAGUUAGAGGGGCUAGCAGUGCAAUCGCCUGAUGGCCCAUCAUAUUAGGGGUCCAAUUUAAAAAAAAAACAAAUUAUUUUUAUUUUAUUUUUUUAAAGACAAAAUUAAAUUCUUUUAAAACAAAAAUAAAUAUUCAUGUAUUUUAAAAAGAAAUUAUUUAAAAUAUUUUCAUAUUUAAAGUUUAUAACAUUUUAUGUACUAUAAUUUUUAGAAAAUCAUGCUAAAAUAAUUUUUUUAAUAAUUGAAAGGCUUAAAAAAAAAAUUUGCCCAAGGACCCCUAUAAACUAUGAGCCUGCCCUGGGAGACUGUUCGCUGUGUUUUGGAUAUUGACGAGUACUGUGUGUUUGGCUCAGUUUUUUCUUUAUGUGGCUGAGUCGAAUGUGGAGAGUAAACAGAGGGAGUUGGUGAAAAUGGGUUUUGAGUAGGAGGAUUACUAAUAAUGAUAUUGAUGAAGAUGGAGUUGUUGGGUGAGAGACUAUCAUGAGAUUCUUCAUUCUCUCUUUUAUUUGUUUCUUUCUUCCUUCCUCUUGUUAUGGUUGUUGUCUUUUGUGUGUGUGCUGCAGAGCUGCAGAGUUUAUUGUGUAUAAACUGAAAGAAAUGGGCAAGAUUGAUGAGAAAGAUAUAUCUGGGAUCAUGGAAGAGUUUGAGCAGCUUGAUUACGAUGAAUCUGGUACUCUGACGACUUCUGACAUUGUUCUAGCUCAGACUACGUCUCAGCUCCAAAGGUAAGCCACAUUCAUUGUCAUCAUGUUUUGAAGAUGAAUCAGGAUGAUUGCUAAGUUUUACCUACACACCACAACAACAAAAGGCAAAGAAAGUGAAACAUAUUUUAAAAAAGAAUUGUUUAAUUCUGUUUUGUAAUGCCACAUUUGGAUUGGCAUGAACACUUUGUUUAAUAAAAUUAAAGUUUCCUAUUACUCUGUUAUGGAGCUCUGUUUUCCCAUUGAUGUUGUUAUGCUCCUUUUAAGACCAAACUCAAAAGAACUGCACACCAAACUAAGUCAUUAUUAUGUUAGCAUUUACUCUUAGAAUUCAAGAUUUAUUCACUCAAAUGACAAGCGAUGAUGAUGAUUGAUAAGUGUUUUGUUGCUAAGAAAUUUAUGUUGCUUGAUACGAAACAAGCAAUGGCUCAAGUGAAUAAUAGAGGAAGGAUGACUCAACUUUGGCCAGUGCUAACGAAAGGAAAUAAAAUAUGUAUAGCGAUGCCAAUCAAUGAUGAGGGUGUAUUCAUAGCUAAAGAGACCAACAACGUCACUUUCUAUUAUGUCCCACACUUGAACAAAGAGCUUUCGGUUUUACUAUACAACAAUAGAUUAAAAGAUGACCUACUACAUCACAUUUGGAGAUGACAAAAACACUCCCCAAAGGAUGCAAUGUAUCCAUGACCUCUGAAGUAGAUCCUAAUGCAGAUGAGAACUUACAAAU